GAUUCUUCUCCAAAUUACGUUGGUGCGCGUGUGAUUCCGCUCUGAAAGGUUUUGUGAGGUGCAAAAAGGCGAAACAUCUCCCUCAGAGAUGCUUCGCCGCGCUGCAAUCAGCCUCCGGGGCUACGCACAGGUUCGCCCGGGUAAAACAGCCGUGGGUGCCCCCUCCAUGCAGAGUCAGAGGAUCAAACAUCCCGUCGAGACGGAUCCCGUGAAAUUGGCCACGUACUGCUGCGGCUCGAACAUCAAGCAAACCGGAGAGGAUGUGAAGCUCGGCGCUGACGAAGACUAUCCCCAGUGGCUGUGGGAGAUGCACCUUGGACGCCCUCUUGACCCACACGAAUUAAGCCCGGAAACCGAGGAAUAUUGGGCGCGGGUACACAAGUUGGCUUGUCUUCAUCAAGGCCGCCUGAGAUCGAAGGCUACGAAAGAAGAGAUGCGAAUCAAUGAGAAGCACAAGCUCGCGCUACUCGCGAAAGUCGUCCACAGAGCACUCGCCUUCAAGCAUCACGAUCCUGGUUAUGACCUAGAUAGGGGCGCAAGAGAGCGGUAUAGGAAAUAUGGACCCCUAGCAUGAGCUCAGUGUUUUCGGUGUGUUGCAAAUAAAAGCGAGCCCUAGCUGUUUCGUA
This is a messenger RNA of Galendromus occidentalis (western predatory mite), 626 nucleotides long. RefSeq names its product mitochondrial ribosomal protein L54 (gene mRpL54). The transcript has 3 exons. NCBI's taxonomy places the organism in Eukaryota, Metazoa, Arthropoda, Arachnida, Mesostigmata, Phytoseiidae. Gene Ontology annotation, cellular component: mitochondrial large ribosomal subunit. The record is from RefSeq and is a predicted model, not a curated record. The coding region runs from base 89 to 574 and encodes 161 amino acids. Gene Ontology annotation, molecular function: structural constituent of ribosome.